CCAUCUUUCCUGUUUUUGUUUUUUUAAUUUUUGACACUAAAACCUUUUUUCGAAAUGCAAUAAAAACACCCGGGAUAACGAGAAGCCAUCCCUCUCCCCUUAAGUCUUUCAACCCCAACUUGCCGCCGCUUCGAUCUUGCCCUCCCUGCAAACCCUACCAGAAAUCCUUCAACACCGCCGUUGACGGCGGCUCCGAUACCUCAAUAUCCUCUCCAUUACCCCAUUCCUUCUCGCAACAACUGCGAAUUCCAGAAAUGGCGUCAGGCACGGCUACUUCUGACGUCACUGAUGGACCAGUGCUCACUCUUAUCAACAAACGCAUCCGUAACCUAAGGAAAAAGCUCAACCGAAUCGCGCAGCUCGAAGAUUCCAUCGCUCAGGGAAAAUCCAUUAUCAAGAACAAGGAACAGGAGGAGCUCCUGAAAUCGAAGCCUGCGAUCAUCGCCGCUGUUGACGAGCUAGAGAAGUUCCGUCAGCCCCUAUCCGUGGCCAUCGAUGAAGAAAUCAGCCUCGCGCUUCAACGCCGUCAUGUGACGGCGUCGGAAGACAAUGAUAACGACGAUGACAGUAAUAAAGCACAAACCCUAGAUAAAGAGCAACAGGAAACGGAGCCUCCGGCUUUAGCGGUGGACGAUCUGCUGAGUUUGAUUUACUUCGGGAGUAUGUUUGAGGUCAAAUCGCAAAAUGAUUUCAAUUCGAUAAUGUUGACAAGGUCGCACGAGAGGAAUUGUUGCUUGACGUAUGAUUAUGUUACCGAUGAUGAUGCUGCUGUCAUGUUGGGAGAGAGGGAUUUGGAUUUGAUCUCAACGAUGGGCUCUCUUUUGAUUUCUAGACCCGUGGACUCUAGUCUUUCGCAUCAAGAUGCCUUACAGAGAUGCGUUGAGCAUGCUAAGCUUUGGCUUUCGAAGUCUGAGCAGCAGAUUGAUUCAAAUAGCAAUGUUACUUAUGCUGAUUUGAGAGAGAAGUUGGCAAAGAUUAUGGGCUCAGAUUACUUCAAAAUAACGCCAGAGAUGAAAGCUCCUGCUGAUGUUGCGGCUGAAGCUGCUGGAAAUUAUUCAUUCCAAGUGCCUGUUCAGGUGGAGGCUUCAGUCACUCGAUAUGAACAAAAGGAAGAAGAUGUAACAGAUCAUCAAAGAAGUGAAACUUAUGAAGACCAAUCUGCCCCUAUUGAAAAUUCUCACAAGGAUGAAACAGAAGCUGAAAACUCCAUUGAAGUACCAGUUCAAGAAGAACCAACCGAACUACAAGCGGGAGGUGAAGACAACAAAGACCAACAUGUAAACCGGCGACCCUAUCAGAACCAGAGAGGCGGUGGCGGUGGUGGUGGUGGCCGUGGUGGAGGUCGGAGAGGUUACUCGAAUGGGCGCGGCGGCCGAAGUGGCGGCAGAGGCGGACCUUACCAGAAUGGACGGAACAAUUACUAUGAGCAGCAGCCGGGAAAUUAUUACCCACGGAACUAUAAUGGUGGUGGUGGGAGGGGAAGGGGUGGUGGUGGGAGGGGUAAUUUUGGUAAUUCGUACAACCACCAUGUCAAUGCUUCUGGGGUUGAAGCUGCGGAGUCUUGACCAUUGAUGCCUUGUGGGGCCCCUUUUCUUUAACCCAGGUUAAGUUAAAAUUUAUGUGGGAUAAAGAUUAGCAAAAAAAAAAAAAAAAAAAAAGAAAAAA
Lactuca saligna is the source of this 1665-nucleotide messenger RNA. Lineage: Eukaryota; Viridiplantae; Streptophyta; Magnoliopsida; Asterales; Asteraceae. The record is from the annotation of a GenBank genome assembly.